AAUUACAAUAUCUUCAUUAACAUUUAUUUCUGUAAUGCUUACGAAUCUCAUGACUUUAUCAUCAAAACCAAACAAAAUGUUCAGACUUAUUAACCCUAAUUCACUCCUGCUGAUUUCCUCUCAUGCAAAUCAUCUAUAAAUAGAGAAACCCUAAGCUCUAAUUUCUCAUCACUCACUUAAGCAAAUAUCUUCUUCUUUUUCUUAAUUCUCGGUUUUUUCUAAGAAGAAAAAUGGCGAUCUCGAAGACUUUUCUUCUUCUCGGAUUUGCAUUAGCUGUUGUUAUUCUGAUCUCAGCUCGUGAUCUUGCUGCUGAAACCGUUCAAAGCCAGAAGAAUGCAAAUGUUGAUGGGCAUGGCGGAUAUGGCAAUAAUUAUGGGUCUGGAAAAGGCGGAUAUGGCAAUUAUGGGUCUGGAAAAGGCGGGUACGGAUCAGGUAAAGGCGGAUAUAGCGGAGGGCAAAGUUCAGGAAAAGGCGAAUAUGGAGGCGGAUAUGGCAAAGGAUAUGGAUCAGGCAAAGGCGGAUAUGGCGGAGGGAAGGGAUCAGGCAAAGGCGAAUAUGGAGGUGGAUAUGGCAAAGGAGGUGGGAGUGGAAACCACGGUGGAUAUGGGAGCGGAAAGGGAGGUUCCCACGGUGGCGCAAAUGAAGCUGGAAACUAGACAUGCAUACAAACCCUUUACCUCUAUAUAUAUGAACUGAUGCUUCAAGCAAGAAUAAUGUAAAAUUGUGAUGAAUAAGGGUCUUUUAAACCUCAUCAGCCAUUAGUGGUUUGAUCGAAUAAGUUUGUCUUUGUACUUUUCCUUUAAUCAAUUUAAAAAAAGUCGCUCAGGAAAUUGAAGGAUUCUUGGGUAAUAAUUUUUA
Messenger RNA from Mercurialis annua (annual mercury), 858 nucleotides. RefSeq names its product glycine-rich cell wall structural protein 2-like. Lineage: Eukaryota; Viridiplantae; Streptophyta; Magnoliopsida; Malpighiales; Euphorbiaceae. The record is from RefSeq and is a predicted model, not a curated record. The transcript is spliced from 2 exons. Bases 231 to 656 code for a protein of 141 amino acids.